Molecule: messenger RNA, 1503 nt
Organism: Schistosoma turkestanicum
Lineage: Eukaryota; Metazoa; Platyhelminthes; Trematoda; Strigeidida; Schistosomatidae
Source: the annotation of a GenBank genome assembly
AUGAAUCAAGAUUGGAAACGACCAGAUUUACCAAGUAAAUGUACAUUUAGUUUGGAUCGAUCAAUCACUGAAAGUGUUCAUCAUCAUAUUUCAAUUUCAAAACGAAAUAAAAUUGUCAAUAAUGCAUUAGAAUUAAUUGGUAAUACCCCACUGAUUCGACUUGAUCGAAUUGCUAAACAAGAAAAUUUAGAAUUAGGAAAAUGUGAAUUUCUUAAUAUUGGAGGUAGUGUUAAAGAUAGAAUAGGAAAACGUAUGAUUGAAGAAGCUGAACGUGAAGGUAAAUUGAAACAUGGUGAUACAAUAAUUGAACCAACUUCAGGAAAUACUGGCAUUGGAUUAGCACUUACAUCUGCUAUUAAAGGUUAUCGAUGUAUUAUUGUCAUGUCAGAUAAAAUGAGUACUGAAAAGGAAUCCUACUUAAGAUGCCUUGGUGCAGAAAUUGUUCGUACACCAGCUUCAGCAAAUUUUGACGAUCCAGAUUCAUUGUUUUUAGUGUCAGAAAAGUUAAAAAAUCAAAUUGGUCCAAAUGCACAUAUAAUGAAUCAAUAUACCAAUCCAUACAAUCCAAUAGCACAUUUUGAUGAGACAGCUGAAGAAAUUCUUGAAGAUUGUAUCGACGAGAAUGGACAAACCAAAUUGGAUAUGUUAGUAGUUGGUACUGGUACUGGUGGGACAAUAACUGGACUGUCAAGAAAAAUUAAAAUGAAAAUGCCUAAUUGUUUAAUUGUUGGAGUGGAUCCAAUUGGUUCUAUAUUAGCUAAUCCAGAAUGUCGAGAAACAACUCCAUAUGAUGUUGAAGGUAUUGGAUAUGAUUUUUUCCCUACUGUACUGGAUACAAAUGGAAUUGAUAAAUGGUGUAAGACAGAUGAUCAUGAAUCUUUUGAAAUGGCAAGGCGACUUAUACAUGAUGAAGGUUUACCAUGUGGAGGUAGUUCUGGUGCUGCUGUAGUUGGUGCUGUCAAAAUUAUCAAACAACUAGGUUUGGGAAAAGGUAGUCGAAUUGUGGUUAUUCUACCUGAUAGUGUACGUAAUUAUAUGUCUAAAUUUCUAUCAAACGAUUGGAUGUUUAGUCGAGGAUACAUGAAUUUCCCCCUUGGUAAUACAUUUCGAAAUAAUUGGAUUAAUGCUAAACUGGAUGAAUUAAUUGUUGGUCUACCGGAAACUGUCAAAAUCACUAGUGAAUAUACAAUAAAACAAGCAUCGGAUUUAAUUAAAACUAAGAAUGUAAGAGCAUUGUUGGUGAUAGAAAAUGAAGGAGAAGAAAUUCGUGUUCUUGGCGUAUUUGAUUCAAGCGUUCUGAAACUAUUGUUCAAUGGAUCUGUUAGGUCAAAUGAUCUUGUCGUCAAAGCGAUGAACAAAAAUUACAGACAAAUUCAAGAAGUACAUGGGCUUGAUCAUGUUUCUCGCGAACUUGUUGUUGAAUCAUAUGUAGUUUUAUGGAAGAACAAAAAUCCUUAUUUGGUAUGUCGUGAAGAUUUUCUCCAUUGGUCAUUGAUGAAAUAA